UCGCACGUCCAGGCAAGGUGUCGGCGUGUGUUGCCUUGAUUGACGCUCUUGCGCUCCUUGCCGGUUCCCAGUGAAGCGCUGGCACGAGUUUCGUCGAUGGGACCACGCCUUGCGCCUUCUCAACGAAGCCUUUGUUGCCCUUCUCCCUUUGUCUUUCAAACCCGCGCAACAGCCAGCGCUGCUUGUGCCCUUCCAGCGUCAACCUCGUCGGCGUCUCAUCCCACGAUACUCCAGAUCCUACCCUGCCUGGAGAGCGCCUCAUUCUUGGAGAUGCCGCGCACCCACUAUAGCCUGCGACUCCGCCCCCAAAUCACCAACGGGUCCUCACCCGAGCUCUCGCAGACCAAGGCGGAGUUCCCAGCAGACUCAAGCACCACGAGGGCAGUGUCCAAAGAGCUCAGUCGCGAACCUGCUGAGCCCAGCCCUGCGCGGAUGUCGAGUUCGGCAUCCAUCUCGAGUGUAGAUCCAGACAUGCUUGGCGAAAUAGUGGUCGGCACGCAUCACAACGGAGACCGGCACUCGCCUCACCGUGGAUCUGCGGAUCCUGAAGAUGAACACAUGGCUGACGCCGGCCGUGGUCCGUCGCCUGGCAACACGCCACCCUCACACUACCCAAAGCGUAAACGCUCCGCCGUGUAUGCCGACCUUGGCGAGGACAAGAUGGAGACGGAAUCGCUCAAGCCAGAUGACGACGAGGCCGUCGUGAAGCCGGCCCGCCACCCCCUGCCCAAGAGGCAAGGCAACACCAAUGUCAAGGGCGUCAUUGUCGGAUACUGGCGCGACUCGACAGUGCCCAACGACGAGAACAAGCACGCAGUCAUCGGAUUUAUGGACGUCCGUGACCGGCUUAGAACACGCGUCCACAUGCAGACCGUCUCUGGCGCAUCCAUCAACGCGCGUCUGUUCCCGAUCCCUCCUGGACCUGGCGGCAGCUGGGUCACGUUUGAGCGCAUCGUUUUCUCGGACCACCUCGUCGGCGAGGAUCAUAAUGUGGUCAAGGAGUAUGUCAAGCUGAGAGGCAAUGCGGAGCCUGGCAAGAAGGGCGACCUCCAGGCGGUCGAGAUGGCCCGUGCCUAUCUCGAGAAGAACCCGCCGCCCGAGACUCCGCAGCCCUUGCAGAUCGCCUGGGGCAAGGAGAUCCCCGAGCACGUCCAGAGCACACGCGACCCGCAGUUCAAGCGCCGGCGCACGGGUGAGGGCAUCACCACCAUCGCCGCAGGCACGAGCCCCGCGCCGGCAACACCACAGCACGCAGCCCAGCACCUGCCGCCGCAGUCACAGCCUCUCACGUCUGCCUCGACGCCCCGGGAGCCCCAGAUGAUGCAGUUCCAGCAACAGCACCAGCCGCCGCCGCCCCCGCAGCAGCACGCCGUCCAGCAUGGCCAGCAGCUGACCCAGCUGCCAACACCUCCCCAGCGCUUUUCGCACGCGCCAGGUCUCGAGUCUCUGCCGGGCACAAGACCCACCCGCAUCCUCGUCGGCUGCUGGGCCAAGUCGGAUGCUCCGCUGGACAAGGACAAGCAUGCCGUGUACGGCAUCCUCGGAGCCAACGACAUGUUCCGCGUCAAGCUCGUGCGCGAGACCAUGGACGGUCGCUUCGUGGAGGGUAACUUCCCUCAGGGCGCUGGUGCUCUGUGGAUCGCAUACGAGGAGGUGACUUUCCUACCCCAUCUCCAGGGGCUGACACGGCCUGAGACCAAGGAGUACGUACGAGUUCGUCAAGCGCAGCUCGACGCCGGUGAGACAGAUGCCGAGAGAGUCGCCAACGAGACCAAAGCCGUCUACGAAGCUCAGGCCCGCGUUGCUGCCAAUCCGGCCAAGACGGGCUCGUCCCAACUCAUCGUACCACGUCAUGCCACGGACGCUGACCAGCACAUGCUGGACGCUGGCGAGCUGCCGCCGCCGCCGCCGCCCAAGAUUGACGGCAGAAGCUCAGAAGCUCGACAGGCCCGUCGCGAGGCACAGCUGGCUCAGCAAUUAGCCCAGCAGCAGGCCCAGCAGCAGCAGCAGCAACAGCAGGCCCAACAGCACGCUCGGUACUCUCUCCCCGAGGCCGAGAUUCGAGAGAUGGGCCGUGGCAACCAGGAGCACUUUGAGCGCCAGCGCAACAUUGUCGACAGAGCCAUGACUCGCAUGGAGAACAAUCAGGAACGGGACGACCGCUAUGCCGCCAGCCGCGCUGCCAUGUCGACCCCGCCACUGCCAAACCCCGAGGCCCGCCGUGAUUUCCAGGAUAACAUCCAGCGGAUGCAGAAGGUGUGGAUCGCGCAGGAAAACGGCCGCAUGCGGCCCGUCCAGGAAGACGAGGCCAAGACGCACGCCGGUGUUAAGUACGAGCGUCGCGCCAAUGGCCCCUUUGCUGGGAAGCUCGUCAGCCAGGGCACCAUCAUCAGCAUUGACGGUGAGGACUACGUCGAGUACCGCGUGCUCACCAAACCGACGUUCUUUUGAGCUGUGGGUAGCUCCAAUAAGUCCUGAUUACAGUUUUUCGGUGGUUGCCUUCUUCUUCUGUUGUGGGAUUGCGACUUCUUUUCGUUGCUUUCGACUCUUGGGAGAGGGAUGUGCGCUGAUACCCAUUUUCUACGUUUCUUGCGUUUCUCGACUUUGACAAAGAUCAGCGCCUGCGGUGAGCAAUUCUUGCGGCUGGUUUCCUUGCAGCAAAGUGGUGGCAACGUGCUGUGCACGACAGACUAAUGGUAAUGAUGGGUCGGGACUCGGACAAUAUUUACUUUGUAUGAUUACACUACUGGCAGUGGCCUCAGGGCAACAGGGUGGGAUAAUGUAGGGCCUUUUCGGCGGCUGCGAGACAGGCAGGCAGGUGAAAUACCAUAGCCCCAAAAUUUUAAUGUUGGAGAUGUGUAGCUUAUGCGUCGAUGAGUUAUGUUAAUAAGAAGUCACCUAAACCAAA
Microdochium trichocladiopsis is the source of this 2908-nucleotide messenger RNA. RefSeq lists its product as uncharacterized. The record is from RefSeq and is a predicted model, not a curated record. Lineage: Eukaryota; Fungi; Ascomycota; Sordariomycetes; Xylariales; Microdochiaceae. The transcript is spliced from 2 exons. Bases 97 to 2451 code for a protein of 784 amino acids.